AGAAGAGCCGGCCUUUGAGUGGAAAGCGGGAAAAUGGCGGAUGCUUCGGGGCGCGGCGCCGGGAAGCCUUCUGCAGCCGGUCCCAACACGCCUAGCGGUGCCAAGACGAAAGGGAAAAGAGUACAAGGUGGAAGAGUGGUUGAAUCUCGAUACUUGCAGUAUGAGAAGAAAACAACCAAAAAGGCUCCUGUAGAAGAUACAGUGAAGACCAGUGGGAAGAUGCCUGAAAGUGGAAGGAAAUCCAACCUACUCCAGAAAAGCAAAGAUAGCAGUGUGGUUGGAAAGGGUGACCUGCAGUCCACGCUGCUGGAAGGGCACGGCACAGCCCCGCCUGACCUGGACCUCUCUGCCAUAAAUGACAAAAGUACUGUCAGAAAGACUCCCCACUUAGAAAAAACGAUGUCAAAGAAAACCGAGUCGACGUCAUUUUCUGCCCCGCGGAAAAAGAGCCCAGACUUAGCGGAAGAGAUAGAAAUGAUGGAAUCCCAGACAUUAUUGCUGAGUCUGCUGACUGUCAAGAUGGAGAAGGGUCUUGCGCAGUUUGAAGAAAAGGCUGAGAAGAAUUUAUUAAUCAUGUGCAAAGAGAAGGAGAAGCUAGAGAAAGAGGCCCAUGAGCUGAAGUGCAGACUCCUCCUCUCUCAAAGGAAGCGGGAGCUGGCAGAUGUCCUCAACGCCCAGAUCGAGAUGCUCAGUCCCUUUGAGGCAGUGGCCGAACGCUUUAAGGAGCAAUAUAAGACAUUCGCCACGGCCCUGGACACCACCAGGCAUGAGCUGCCUGUGAGAGCGAUCCAUGUGGAAGGCGACGGGCAGCAGUUGUUAGAUGCUCUGCAGUCUGAACUGACGACCACCAGCCAUCUACUGGGAGAACUUGGCCUUGGCAGUUCAGAAGAAAAUGCACAGGUGCUGGACUUAGUGAGCGAACUCAAGGACACAACCAUGAAAAAAGACCUUGAGCUCCGAAGGACCUUCACCCAGGUGCUGGAACUUUCUGCGGAGGUGAGUAAAGAGGCAGCCUUGAUCAACCAGGAAGUUUGGGAAGAGGCCCAGGGCACGGCAAGUGCCAGCCAGUGGUAUUUCAAUCAGGAUGGCACUUGUGGGGAAUCUCAGGGCAGACUGAAGAGUACGCUCCUCUCAGAGGACAGAGAGCCGCGUGCCCCAUGAACCCACAUGCAGGCUGUGUCACCAGCCCACAUGAAGAACUCCCUUCAUAGCGAGGAAGAAAACUCGCCCCAUGCCUCUCAUUCAGGGGGUUUGCUUCGACUUCUGUGUGAUACUCAGGACACUUGAGCACUUUAGACACUACCUUAGCAGUGUAGCUAUUCUUGUGUGAUAAUCCUGUUUGAUAUUUAAAAAAUAAAACU
Molecule: messenger RNA, 1361 nt
Organism: Cynocephalus volans (Philippine flying lemur)
Lineage: Eukaryota; Metazoa; Chordata; Mammalia; Dermoptera; Cynocephalidae
Gene: HAUS8
Product: HAUS augmin like complex subunit 8
Exons: 11
Coding region: 34-1161 (375 amino acids)
Biological process (GO): spindle assembly; centrosome cycle
Cellular component (GO): nuclear microtubule; cytoplasm; centrosome
Molecular function (GO): microtubule binding
Source: RefSeq, a predicted model, not a curated record